Messenger RNA from Gossypium raimondii (Peruvian cotton), 1545 nucleotides. RefSeq names its product SEC12-like protein 1. Gene Ontology annotation, cellular component: endoplasmic reticulum membrane. Bases 235 to 1410 code for a protein of 391 amino acids. Gene Ontology annotation, biological process: protein secretion. NCBI's taxonomy places the organism in Eukaryota, Viridiplantae, Streptophyta, Magnoliopsida, Malvales, Malvaceae. The record is from RefSeq and is a predicted model, not a curated record. Gene Ontology annotation, molecular function: GTPase activator activity; guanyl-nucleotide exchange factor activity; protein binding. The transcript is spliced from 10 exons.
GUAAAACAGGCGAGGCGGGGCUUCCAAAAUACCUUGCUGUGGGAUCCACCCCCCAAAAUCCACAACCGGAUACGCUUUGUUAGCCUUGUACCUCUCUCGCUUUGUCCUGCUCCCACCUUACUAUAUUUUCUUUCCCAAAGGCUCCUACUUUUUAUAAAUUUCUUCUUCAACCGUUCCAAAACCCAGCAAAAUUUUAAAUAUCUAAAACUAAAAAUAUCUUUCAUUUCUUCUUCAAUGGAAGGUGAAGCAGGUGGGUCCGUCUCGUGUGGGUCAUGGAUCCGUCGACCCGAAAACGUCAAUUGGGUUGUCUUGGCCCGGAUAAUGACCCGACCCACUUCUUCUUCUUCUUCAGUUAUUGAGAUUUUCCCUUUUGAUCCCAACACCACUUCUCUCUCUUCGUCUCCGUUGGCUAGGCAUGAGCUUGAAGAAAGUGAUGGUGAUCCAAUAACCAUUGCAGUGCACCCAAGUGGAGAUUGUUUUGUUUGCUCUACCACUAAUGGAGGCUGCAAGUUGUUUGAGUUGUAUGGUCAAGAAACACAUUUACAGCUGUCCACCAAAGAAUUACCUCCUCUCCUAGAUGCGGGCCCGCAAAAAUGCCUAGCUUUCAGUGUUGAUGGUUCUAGAUUUGCUGCUGGUGGGGUGGAUGGACGGCUUAGAAUCUUGGAAUGGCCAACUCUACGCAUCAUUGUAGAUGAAGUAAGAGCGCAUAAAUCCUUUCGAGAUAUGGAUUUUAGCCUAGAUUCUGAGUUCUUAGCUUCAACAUCAACUGAUGGUUCUGCAAGAAUAUGGAAGACAGAAGAUGGUGUUCCUUUGAUGACUUUAGCUCGCAACUCGGAUGAAAAGAUUGAAUUAUGUCGGUUCUCCAAGGAUGGGACAAAACCAUUUUUGUUUUGCACUGUUCAAAGGGGUGAUAAAGCAGUUACUGCAGUUUAUGACAUAAGCACGUGGAAUAAAAUUGGGCAUAAAAGAUUACUCGGAAAGCCUGCUUCUGUUAUGUCUGUUAGCCUGGAUGGAAAAUAUCUUGCUCUCGGAAGCAAAGAUGGAGACAUCUGUGUGGUUGAAGUAAAGAAGAUGGAGAUCAGCCAUUGGAACAAGAGGCUACACUUGGGUACAUCCAUUGCAUCACUAGAGUUCUGCCCUAGUCAAAGGGUUGUACUUACAACUUCUAGUCAGUGGGGAGCAAUGGUAACAAAACUAAACGUCCCUGCCGACUGGAAAGAGUGGCAGAUCUAUUUGCUGCUUUUAGGACUAUUUUUGGCAUCGGCAGUUGUGUUUUACAUAUUCUUCGAGAAAUCGGAUUCAUUUUGGAACUUCCCUAUCGCGAGAGAACAAACGAGACGGAACAUAGACUCGUUUUUAGGGGAUGCACAGUCCGAUGAUCCAAAUGUGUUUGGACCGCUUGAUAUGUGAUCAUUUUUAUUUAUUUGGAAAAUACCAUCAGAACUAGAAAAUAAAGUGUUCACAUUACUUUCAGUUCCAUGCUAAAUGUAUGAUAUUAGAUUGCUUUCGGAAGAGGGUGCCAAAUAACUUAAUUGUUUUCUAUUA